This is a messenger RNA of Pieris macdunnoughi, 1836 nucleotides long. NCBI's taxonomy places the organism in Eukaryota, Metazoa, Arthropoda, Insecta, Lepidoptera, Pieridae. The record is from the annotation of a GenBank genome assembly.
AUGGGGGACGGACAAGAUAUGGAAGACUUUGAAAUGCUUAAAGCAUUGUACGAUUUUGAAGCAACAUUAGCGAAAACUUUAAGUUUUUGCGAAGGAGAAUAUUUUUAUUUGCAACAAACCAACACUAAACAGAGAAAUUGGUGGCACGUUAUAAAUAGAAAAGGCCAAGUGGGUUUUGUUCCUUCAAAUUACGUAGCUGAGGUCAAGGUUGACCCUGACUACUUUCUGGGAUUUUUAAAUGAUUGCAUUAAAAGUUUGAGUGAAAAUCCAGCAAUGUCCCAAAAACAAGAAAUAGUAGUUAGAUUAAAUGAAAAGAGGAAACAAGUUCAGUUCCUAGUGAAACCCCACAAAAAGCAGCAAGCUCCUAAGCCUCCACCUCGCUUCGAUGAUCACACACCUCCUAAUGGGGUGUCUCCGUGUUUUGACCUACGCCCUGUGGUUUCCCAGCAAUAUAUUAGUGAAGAAAAAGAAUCUCCAACAAAAUCUCUAAAUGACAGUAACUGUAAAGAUGAAGAAAAAAUUAAAGAUUUGAAGCCAACAUCUAAUCAAGUGUCAUCUGAUACGGAUAACCAAGAUGACAGUCAAGACAGUAGCGAAAGUAUUAAACCAAAUGCUAUAUAUGAAAUAGUGCAGGCCGUGAGAAGGGAGACCCAGCUGAGCCAUGAAAUGUCUCGAGUGGCUGUUGAAACUGUACUUAUAUCUCUUCGGGAAUUUCUCCCUGGUGGAGCAGCUAGAUCCAUCAUUGAUGCACUUCUUAGAGAGGCAAAUAGCAACAUUACCUGUCCCAAGAAUGCGAUAGAUGCAGCACCUGAUGCAUUGAGGAUGAUGACGGCUUUGAACUCCUUGUCGAAGGCAGCCAAUGAUGCCCAGCAGAGAGGAUGGGCAUUACAUGAUGAUGCACAUGACAUUCAAACUCAGCUUUUGGAACUUAUAUCUGUUAUGUCAAAUGCAGAUGUGAAUAUUUCCCAGCAUGUGCUAAGCAGUCACCGUUAUGCAUAUGUGUCAACCCUAGUUCAGUAUUACCAGAUGGAGACCCGGUGGCCUUUACGACAACUGCUGUUACAGGCCUUCGGUGUAAUGUGUGGGUUAGAGCGAACCGCUUUGGCGACGUUAGCCCUGUCCGCACUACCGGCGGAAAUAGCCCGCGACAUACGUGACAACCCUCGCGCUGUCAGUCGCCUGUCACAUUCUGCUCUUCUGCUCUCUAUGGUCUUGUCUAUGGGGGAUACGCUGCCGAUCACGCAUUUUGAUCAACUCGGCGUCGAAUUCGCUCAAUUUUUACUAGAAUUAAUAGAGAAUCCACCGGAAACGGACGUGGACGAGCAGAUACCGGAUCUCUUUCUCACUCUCCUUCUCGCGUACAAUCUGCAAUUUGAAAAUCCCUUCGAAAAUAUGUUGCUCAACGCUCUGGAGACGAUCGACAAUGCCAAGACGUUUUGUGAGAAGAUCCUUUUGCUGCUUAAUCGCGAAGAGGAUCCGGUCCGUAUAUUCGACCACGAGCCGGCUCCGCGUCACUCCGUCCUGAAGCUGGCGAUAGACGUCUUCAGCCGCAAGAAGACUGCAGAACAUUUCUACACGAACGACGUGAAGGUGGCGAUCGACAUCAUCGUGCGCCAAUUGGCAGAUUUGUCGGCUGGAGAUACGCGUCGCGAACAUUACCUGCGGAUCCUCCAGGGCAUAAUCCGCAAUACGGAAUAUAGCAGCCAUUUGCACCGCAGAGACGAUUUGCUCCGCUGUUUCGCCAGGAUCUUCUGCGAGGAAGGGGAAUGCAGCAGAGAAGACCAGGUCCUAGUCAGGGCCAUCUCUAACGAGUUCCCCCAGUUCUUUAAAGCCUAA